AUGGCGCUCACCAAGCCGCCGCCUCAAAACCACUGCGACGACCCGUCCACCCCUCUCCACACUCUCGACUGCGAACACGUCAUCAAGCCGCCUUCGUCGCCUUCCACACCGGUGUGCUUCCCGGCCCCAAAGUCGCCAUGCUCAACAAACUCCUGGCUCAAGCGACAAGAAAACCUGCAUCAGCAUCCUUUCAUCUGCCCCGCGUGCAUUGAAGACCGCAUACGCAGCCAAUACCCGCGAUAUAUCGAAGAGCGGAAGAGAGCCUCGGGUGCACGGAGACUGACGGACGACGUAGAGACAAAUGUGCAGCUUUGGACGUACGAAACUGUGCUGAAAGCCGUAGGGAAGGGAGGUAGGAUAGAGGUGGAGGAGCAGAACAAAGUCACGCCCGAUGAAGAUGCAGAGAUGGACAACUUAGCCGAGCAGCUUUUGGACGCAAAAAUUGCGAUUGCUCAAGACAGCGCAAUUGAUCGUCUUAUGGAAGAGGUGUCAAGAUUGUAG
Alternaria viburni is the source of this 501-nucleotide messenger RNA. RefSeq lists its product as uncharacterized. The coding region runs from base 1 to 501 and encodes 166 amino acids. NCBI's taxonomy places the organism in Eukaryota, Fungi, Ascomycota, Dothideomycetes, Pleosporales, Pleosporaceae. The record is from RefSeq and is a predicted model, not a curated record. The transcript is spliced from 3 exons.